AUCCGUGUAAAGUAAAUCACCUCUUCAGAUCUACCUCUUGGAAGUUGGAAGCCAUUUCUCAUACGUGGUAUAAAGAUAAUUCAUCCCUCCUGAUCCUGAAGCAAUGCUUGUUUGUAUAACUUAAACCUCCAUAUCUAAGAAGCAAGCUAUAUCCUUUCAAAAAAGAAAAGCAAGCAAGCUAUAUCAAUGGCCAAUUCAUCGCCGGCAGUUCUCCCAAUCUCUAAUUCUCACCCCACCACCGCCGUGGCUUCUUCCGACGCCGCCGCUGUUGGGCCCACACCGGCUUUCCGUGCCUUCAUAAACCACAUCACCGACACCGUGCGCAACGGGCUCGCAAACCGCCGCCCUUGGCCCGAGCUUGUGGACCGCUCCGCCUUCGCUAAGCCGGAGUCCUUCUCUGACGCCACCGUCCGCGUCCGCAAAAACUAUGCCUACUUCAAGAUCAACUACCUGACCCUCCUUGCCGCUGUACUUGGGUUCUCUCUUGUAACCAACCCGUUCUCCCUUAUCCUUCUCUCUGCACUUCUCGCAGCCUGGCUAUUCCUUUACCUCUUCCGCCCCUCCGAUCCCCCUCUCGUCCUUUUCGGUCGACAAUUCUCCGAACGCGAAACCCUAGGUGCGCUCCUUGUCUCCACCGUCUUCGUCAUUUUCCUCACAAGCGUCGGAUCUGUUUUGGUCUCCGCGUUGAUGAUUGGCGCCGCUAUUGUCUGCACCCACGCCGCUUUCAGGGUCCCUGAAGAUCUGUUCCUUGAUGAGCAAGAUGCGCCUACAACUGGAUUUCUGUCUUUCUUGACUGGUGGUGCGGCGAAUGUAGCAGCCUCCGUUGCUUCUCCUGCUGUUGCGUCCAGGGUUUGAUCAUAUAAUCUGAGAUCUGUAAAGCUCAAAGGCAGGCAUCUAUGGUAAAAAAAUCUGAAGCUGUUUUUUUCGUAAAUUCAUGGACUUUUUAUAUACACAUAUAUGUUUAGUACUUAAGAAAAAUGACAAAAACAUCAAAUUACAAAAACUUUCUAUAUCUUUUCUUAGAGAACACUUGUAAUGUUACUAUGAUGGAUCUAUAAAUUUGUUAAUUUUUGUGUUCGCCAAGUGAGGUAGAUCUUUGUGAUGGGUUAUUAUUUCAUUUUUGUAUGUUCAGUUUUUGUUUUAUUGCAGAAUUCAUCUUUAAAUUGUGAAUUCCUCUCAAU
Cuscuta epithymum is the source of this 1181-nucleotide messenger RNA. Lineage: Eukaryota; Viridiplantae; Streptophyta; Magnoliopsida; Solanales; Convolvulaceae. The record is from the annotation of a GenBank genome assembly.